Molecule: messenger RNA, 129 nt
Organism: Funneliformis geosporum
Lineage: Eukaryota; Fungi; Glomeromycota; Glomeromycetes; Glomerales; Glomeraceae
Source: the annotation of a GenBank genome assembly
CAGAAAGUCAAGGCAUUAAAAAUAUGUUUUAUGAAGUAGCAUAUAGAGGAUUCAAUAAUUAUAUUAUUGAAUUAGAAUUUAAUAUGAAUAUCAGGGAUUUUCAAAAAAUCAUUGUGAAGAUAGAUAUAA